Molecule: messenger RNA, 1074 nt
Organism: Cyphellophora europaea CBS 101466
Lineage: Eukaryota; Fungi; Ascomycota; Eurotiomycetes; Chaetothyriales; Cyphellophoraceae
Product: adenosine deaminase
Exons: 2
Coding region: 1-1074 (357 amino acids)
Biological process (GO): hypoxanthine salvage; adenine catabolic process
Cellular component (GO): cytosol
Molecular function (GO): adenine deaminase activity
Source: RefSeq, a predicted model, not a curated record
AUGUCCGCGAAGCAGAACCUGGCACUUUCCGCGCUAUCCGGCGAUGACCUAGAGACGUUCGUUGCAGAUAUGCCAAAGGCAGAACUUCAUGUCCAUCUGGAAGGCUGUCUCACCCCAGAUCUGGUACGCGAGUUGGCUGCCCGCAAUAACAUGCCUCCUCCUCCAGGCCUCGCCUCCCUCGACAAGGCAUCUAGCUACGAUUUCCACGAUCUUACUUCAUUCCUAGCAAUCUACUACCCUAACAUGACAGUUCUCCAAACCGCUGAGGACUUCUGUGACCUCGCAUUGUCUUAUCUUAGCAUUGCCUCCAGCCACAACGUUAGGCAUUGUGAGCUGUUCUUCGAUCCCCAAGCACACACGUCCCGUGGCGUAUCUUUCGAUACUGUCAUCACCGGCUACAACCGCGGCCUUCAACUCGCUUCCCAGAAAUACGGCAUCUCCGCUAGCCUCGUUCUCUGCCUGCUGCGCGAUGAAUCCCCCUCGUAUGGCAUGUCCACACUCGUCAGCUCCCUCCCCUAUCGCCACCUCAUCGCCGGCCUCGGCCUCGACAGCGAUGAACGUAACAAUCCCCCUUCGAAGUUUUCUCAGAUCUACGCCCGCGCCCGCCAAGAAGGCUAUCAUCUUACUGCGCAUUGCGACAUCGACCAAGCCAACACUCUCACCCACAUUCGUCAAGCACUCCUCGACUUACAGGUAGACCGUAUCGACCAUGGCACCAACAUCCUAGACGACGCCGAGCUUGUCGAUCUGAUCCGUUCUCGGAAUAUUGGGCUAACAUGCUGUCCCGUCAGCAAUAGCAUAGUAACAGCAGAUGCAAAGUUUCCCGCGAUGCUGGCGCUGUUGAGGCAGGGGGUCAAGGUGACCGUCAACAGUGACGACCCGGCGUAUUUCAGAGCGUACCUGAACGAGAACAUCUUGAAAAUGGCGCGCGAGACAGACGUGACGCGUCGGGAGUUGGUCCUGCUGCAGCGGAAUGCAUUCCACAUUAGCUGGAUCUCGACUUGGCAGAGACAGAAGCUCUUGCAAGAAUUGGAGGAAUACGAACUCAAGACUCUCGGAAAAGCGAGCCCGUGA